This is a messenger RNA of Funneliformis geosporum, 234 nucleotides long. The record is from the annotation of a GenBank genome assembly. NCBI's taxonomy places the organism in Eukaryota, Fungi, Glomeromycota, Glomeromycetes, Glomerales, Glomeraceae.
AUGAGAAUUGAAAACGUUAGUCCCGACAUUGCAAGAAUUUAUUUCGUCGACGAUGGCAUGCCGGUUCCAAACAAUAUUGCUGUAAAAGAAACCACGAGAGACGUCGCUUUAAGAAUUGCAGCAAUGGGUCGUGGAUGUUUUCCAAUCACUUGUAAUAGUAUUCCUGUCAAAGCUUUAGUUCAAUUAACUCAAGUCUUUCAAAAUGAACAAGAAGAGGUUGCAACUCCACCUUAA